CUCAUAUCAACAACCGACCACGGUCGAAAUCCAAACUCACAGUAGUUUCUGACCGAGGCUUCAAUUUAACUCACUACUAUGGCUUCUAAUAAAGGACUCACGCGGACGACUUUCGCCAAGCUGUCGCCUCAUCCGUAUCUGCUUGCCAGCCUUGAUCCCGCCUCUGAUGAUAUCCGCCCAGCUCGAAGCAAUGGCCGAGCCCGAAACGAAUCUCGCAAGCCAACAGUCAACUUAGCGAGCUUGUCACACGCUCAUGGGAGUGCUGUUGUUCGCGUCGGCGACACUACCGUCAUUUGUGGUGUCCGAGGCGAGACUAUCUUAACACCCAACAUCCCGAAUUAUCGUGCCUCCAAUACCGAGACCGAGUUGAAAGACUACGACCUCCUGGUGCCCAACAUUGAGCUUGCUACAGGUUGCGCUCCUCAGUUCCUCCCAGGUGGUCCACCAAGCACUCUUGCCCAGACUCUCAGCACACGGAUAUACUCCCUUCUUCACAGCUCCAGAAUCAUCAAGCCUGAUGACCUGCGAAUAUGGCACACACCACCAUCUGAAGACCUUGAAGAUCGCAUGGAAGAGGAUGAAGAGGACACAAGCAACGAGAACAGAUCCGUUGUGGCUUACUGGGUGCUCUACAUUGAUAUAUUUUUCAUUUCGUUCGAUGGAAACCCGUUCGAUGCCGCGUGGGCUGCUACAAUGGCUGCGGUACGAAACACGAAGCUUCCCGGAGCGCGAUACGACGUUGACCGAGAGAUGAUUAUCUGCUCCCACAAACAGCCCCGACCUCUCAAUAUCACGAAAAUUCCAAUCGCAUGCACAGCAGUUGUCUUUACCGGCAAAGAAACUGACCGACCCACUGACGGCAGGUUCUGGCUACUCGUUGACCCAGACAGACUUGAAGAGUCACUUUGCGAUGAGAGUGUAACGGUCGUGGUGGAUUGCAAGGACGGAGACGUCAAGAUCUUAUCCAUCUCCAAGCAUGGAGGAACUGCCCUGACGACCCAGUUCCUCACAUCAGAGCAAUUCCUGGGCUGGGCCUCAAAGCGAUGGGAGGAGUUCAACGCGGCCAUCACCCAAUCAUAGAUUAAUGAUACCCCAAUAAUAAAAAGAAUAUCGAUCACAAUUGCUCACAGCCGUGGCUUUUACCAUUAUAAUCAUGAACUAAGUUGGAUCAAGAAAUGUGUCAAGGCCAUUCGACCCACCCUUUCAGACUUUAUUCUAGGGCAGGAGAUACCGGAAGACAAAUUGCUCUACCACUCAUAAAGUGAGUAGUAAUGAAACUACCACGCCACAAGCAAUGUUCCGCCAGAAGAGGUAGACAUUGCGUAGAGGGCUGAGCGGAUUGUGAGGAAAAAAGAAGAAGAAAAAGAGAGGAAAAUCUCGGCCAAUCCUUUUUCAUUGCUG
Messenger RNA from Fusarium oxysporum Fo47, 1401 nucleotides. Its product is annotated as ribosomal protein S5 domain 2-type protein. The transcript has a single exon. Lineage: Eukaryota; Fungi; Ascomycota; Sordariomycetes; Hypocreales; Nectriaceae. Gene Ontology annotation, biological process: exonucleolytic trimming to generate mature 3'-end of 5.8S rRNA from tricistronic rRNA transcript (SSU-rRNA, 5.8S rRNA, LSU-rRNA); U1 snRNA 3'-end processing; TRAMP-dependent tRNA surveillance pathway. Gene Ontology annotation, cellular component: nuclear exosome (RNase complex); cytoplasmic exosome (RNase complex). The record is from RefSeq and is a predicted model, not a curated record. The coding region runs from base 79 to 1080 and encodes 333 amino acids.